Messenger RNA from Lucilia sericata (common green bottle fly), 2225 nucleotides. RefSeq lists its product as uncharacterized. The record is from RefSeq and is a predicted model, not a curated record. Lineage: Eukaryota; Metazoa; Arthropoda; Insecta; Diptera; Calliphoridae. The annotation marks the transcript as partial. The transcript is spliced from 2 exons.
AAUACAACGUAAUGGAACCGUUUACGAGCACGCGACAAAAGUUGGCGUUCUAAUUCGCCAUUUAAAUCGCGGGCUCUUGUUUACGACGAAAAAUCGGAAGCGAGAAAACAAGAAAACGAGAAAAUAUAAACAAUAAUAAAUAACGGUUAAUAAUUUUAAUAAAACGGUUAACAAUUAUAAGUGUUUCUUUUGGGAAUUUUGUUAAACAACUAGUGAAAUAAGAAAAUAAUAUGAAAUUAAUAAAUUUCAUUGCCUAUUUACAGGCUAUUGAAUUCAUGUCAUUAAAAUUUGUGUUGUUACUGUGUUCGUUCGCGUGUGAAAAUGUCACGAAAAUAAACGUGUUUUGAAAUUAGAUUUAUACAUAUUUGAAGAUAUUUAGCAAUAUUUGCUUUAGAAUUUGCAAACAAAUAUAAAAACAAAGUUAAUUUUUUGCCUAUGAAAAGUUUUUUAAACCAAUUGUAUUUUGACAAGUGUUAAAAUUGAUUUUAAUUGCAGUUUAUUUCGUGCUUAACAUUAUUUUGUUAAAAAACAAAUGUCAUCUACAUUUACCGUUAUCCUGUCGACAGAAACAAAAUUUUCUAAUUAACAAUAAAAAUCUCAUUAAUCAAAGUGACUGAAUAAAGAAGAAAUAAUAAAUAAACAACAAACAAGAAACGAUAAAAGAAAACCAAUAAAACGAAAAAUAAUAAAAGAAAACAAAAACAAGAAACAGAUACGCACAAAAUCAUAAUCAUAAAAGUAACACAAGUAAUAAAUUCUUAAAUUAAGUUCCAUUAAGAAGGCAGGUAACGCCUUCUUUUCUUUAAUAAACCACAAAAAUACAAAAGGCAGCUUCCAUGCAAAAUUUCGAAAUAAAAUAUUUACAAAUUUGCCAACAACAUGUUUGUUCAAAAAGUAAAUAGUAAUGCAAUCAUUUGACAACUACUGGAAAAACGUAUCUGGUAUCAAGCUAUAAAACAUCACAUAAAAUUGUGUGAAAAGUGCUAAAAAAUUCUCCAAAGAAACUAAAUUUUUUUAAAAAAACUAUUAUUUUUAAUUUCAAUUAUUUUGUUUAUUAAAAUACAAAUCGCUCUAAAAAGUGUUUAACAGUGUUUUUUAUAAAAACCCACAGUUUGAAAAAUCAUUUAAAAAACAAAAAUUUCAUUUAAAAAAACCAAAAAUUAUCAAACCUACCGCAUGAGGGUUAACGUGUCUAAAGCAUUCAUUUCAAAAACGUUUAUGUACGGUUUGAAAGUGUCACUUCAACGCCAAUUAACUAAAAGCAAUAAGAAGAAAUCUUUGGAAUUUUACUUAAAUCUAGAUAAAACAAUUAAACAAAAACAAAAGUUAAAAGUUUCUCCUCUAUACGAAGCCUUAACGCUAUUAACGGAAUUUGCAACAUUUGCAAGCUUAUUACAACCCCUACUCUUAGCAGUAGUAGUACUAAUCAAUAUAUUUAUUUCGUUUAACGGGUUCAGUCGUUUAACGGUCUUAAUGAAUGACUUUCGGUUAAAAACUUUCUAUUGUAAAUCGAGUAAAUCUAGUAAAUCUAAUAAAACAAUUAAAAAAUCAACCACCAAGUUAGUGAGUAAAACAUUUAGUACAACUUUAACAUCAGCAGCUACGAUAAAACUGAAAUUAUCCGCAACCUCCAUAAAGUUGUCAACGUUACCGACGACCAUCAACUCCUCCUCGUUUACGGACACAUCAGCGGCAGCAGCUUUUGCAACGUCUGCCACAUUGUUGAAAGCCAAGAGCAGUAAAAAUAAUAAUCAUAAUCGUACUUACAACAAUAGUAGUAAAUCGAAUAAAGUUUUUCUCUAUUAUACACCACGUGAUCCACGUUUAAGGAUUUUAAUAAAAACUAAACAUUUUUCUAAAAGACCCCAACAACAACCCCAAGUUUAUAAUAAUAAUUGUUGUUGUGAUAAUAAAAGUUCAUUCAAAGUUUUAAGUGAUUUGUGUAAUUAUGGUGAAUUAAUCGGUGGUCAAUAUAAUAGUGGUGUUAAUAAAACAAUUGUUAAACAAUUAAAUAAUAAUAAUAUUAAUAGUAAAGCUAAUUUAAAUAAAACUAAAGAAAUUUGUGAUAAUUUAAUUAAAACCAGUGAUAAUUUAAUUGUUGCAACUGCUGCUCGUGCUGCCAUCGAAACAUCUUCUGCCGACGUUUUAAUUGUCAUUUUAACUGUUGUUGCUGUUAUAAGUGAAUACACUAAGGAAUUGUUUAAAUCUAUUGAAAUUUUAUUAAG